AUGAAACAUGCCAAUCGAAUUGAUCCAAAAGAGAGACUCUUUUUGGAUGCUGCAGAGAAGGGAGAUAAACAUACUAUGAUGAGGCUGCUACAGGGAAGUACGCCUGUGAAUGUGAACUGCACCAAUAUGUUGGGACGUUCAGCUAUUCAAAUUGCCGUGGACAAUGAAAAUACUGAAAUAGUGGAACUUCUAUUGAAAGAAGAUGGAGUUAAGAUCGGUGAUGCCUUGUUGUAUGCUAUUCGCGAGGGUGUCUUCCGAAUUGUUGAAAUGAUAAUCGAGCAUCCAACUAUACAACGAGAUAGAUUGGGAACAGAAUGGUGUCGAACUCGGCACAUGGAUGAAGAGAGUUUUGACUAUUCUCCUGACAUAUCACCAGUUAUUUUAGCAGCCCAUUGUAACCAGUUUGAAAUUCUACAGCUACUUCUUCUUCAUGGAGCAAACAUCGACAGACCACAUCAACUCUCAUGUUCUUGUAAGCGUUGUCAAGCACAAGUACAUGCAGACAGUUUACGCCAUUCUCUUCUGCGUAUUAAUACAUAUCGUGCAUUAGCUAGUCCAGCAUGGAUCUCUCUAACUAGCCCUGAUCCAGUUUUAACAGCCUUCAAAUUAUCAUGGGAGCUAGAAAAAUUGGCGUUACGUGAAAAUGAAUUUAAAGAUUCGUACAUUGAGUUGAGUCAUCAAGUGAAGAAGUAUGCGUGUGAUUUAUUAGGACAGUGUCGUAGCAGUGAAGAGGUUAUAGCCGUUUUAAACAAAACCAGUGAUUGUGAUGCCUUGUUUGUCGCUCAUGCUCACUGUCAACAACUAUUAACAUCAAUUUGGUAUGAGGGCCUACCAGGAUGGAGAAAACGAAAUGGAUUCACCAAGUUUUUAAUUUGUACAGGACUUAUAUUUUUACUACCCUUCAUGUCUGUGUAUUAUUGGAUGUUUCCUAGGAGUAAAAUAGGACAGUUAUUACGUAGUCCUUUCAUGAAGUUUUUAUACCACAGUGCAUCAUUUGGAGUAUUUUUAAUGUUACUGGUAUUUGCCUCUACUGAUAUUAGUAAUGCACCUAGUAGAGAGAUGUUACGAGGACCACAACCUUCAGAAUUAGAGUGGUUGAUUGUUUUAUGGGUCACAGGUUUUAUCUGGGCAGAGUGUAAACAGCUAUGGGAGGAAGGAUUACGUGCUUAUAUCAGACAAUGGUGGAAUUGGUUAGACUUUAUCAUGUUGUCGUUAUAUCUGGCCACGUUUUCACUGCGUUUUGUAGCCUACAUACAGAUAGAAUCAGGGAAUUAUGGUCCCCGUGAGGUCAGCAGAAAAGACUGGCCAAUGAAUGAUCCAACAUUGAUUUCAGAAGGAUUAUUUGCCAUUGCUAACAUUUUCAGUUUUGCCAGAAUCAUAUUUUUGUUCCAAGCCAACCAACAUUUAGGACCAUUACAGAUAUCUCUAGGAUGUAUGUUGAUAGACAUUGUGAAGUUUCUCUUUAUAUUUUUUCUUGUAUUAACAUCAUUUGCCUGUGGAUUAAACCAACUAUAUUAUUUUUAUAAACCAAGUCGAACUGGAGAACAUGAUGUUUUUUAUACAUUGGGAGGAAGUUACAUCACAUUAUUUUGGUCAAUGUUUAGUCUGACACCACCUAAAGAAAUAGAAAUAACAGAUGGACACCAGUUUACUAUGAUGAUUGGUGAAUUUAUGUUUAUGGCAUAUCAUGGAAUGGCUAUCAUUGUUUUAUUGAAUAUGUUAAUAGCUAUGAUGUCAAGUUCUUUUCAAGACAUUGAGAAUCACUGUGAUAUGGAGUGGAAGUUUUCCCGAUCUAAAUUAUGGAUUGGAUAUUUUGAUGAGGGUUCAACUCUUCCUCCACCAUUUAAUUUAUUUAUCAGUCCAAAAUCUAUUUAUUAUCUAUAUUGUGCUAUCAAGAGAUUUCUAUGCCUAUGUUUUUGUCAGAAUAGAAAUGAAACACGAAGACAACGAAAAAGUUCAGAUGCCUCAAGGUCUAGGAGAACUGUAGAACCAAAAGAUAAUUAUAUUUUUAAGGUAGAAUACAUUAGUGCUUUAAGUUAUUUAAAAUGUUUUCAAUGCAUAGACCUACCAGUUAUUGUAAAUAUGGUGUUAAAUGAUAAUUCUGAAGACGAGUUACAUGUGUUGUCAUCAGAUGAAAUGGGGGGUAUUAAGGAAAGAAUAAACCUAACAAGAUAUAUACUAACUAGUGAUAAUAGGGGUAUUAAGGAAAGAAUAAAACCUAACAAGAUAUAUACUAACUAG
Molecule: messenger RNA, 2241 nt
Organism: Lottia gigantea (owl limpet)
Lineage: Eukaryota; Metazoa; Mollusca; Gastropoda; Lottiidae
Exons: 11
Coding region: 1-2241 (746 amino acids)
Biological process (GO): manganese ion transport; calcium ion transmembrane transport; regulation of cytosolic calcium ion concentration
Cellular component (GO): membrane; cation channel complex
Molecular function (GO): inositol 1,4,5 trisphosphate binding; store-operated calcium channel activity; protein binding
Source: RefSeq, a predicted model, not a curated record